Exophiala mesophila is the source of this 1231-nucleotide messenger RNA. RefSeq lists its product as uncharacterized. The transcript has 2 exons. Lineage: Eukaryota; Fungi; Ascomycota; Eurotiomycetes; Chaetothyriales; Herpotrichiellaceae. The record is from RefSeq and is a predicted model, not a curated record. Bases 117 to 1004 code for a protein of 295 amino acids.
CAAUCAUCCACCUCGAGCCAUCCACUGCAGUCUGCAGUCCUCCAUUCGAAGCUACCGAGCUGGUCGCCUUUGAAUACACGGCUCUCAGGUUGCUCAUUUGAGCCUCUUUCCUCAACAUGUGCCGCAUCUGCGGGCGCAUGGUCAAAUGCAUCUUUGACUCGAUGCCCUCACGAGUGCCGAAAAUGCCAGCCUCGACAAGGUCAAGAUCUGUUUACCCUCCUCGCCACAUUCGCUCUCACCAUGUAUCAUCACGAGCUUUGGUCCGCAGCGCACUGGAUCUGACGUCCACGACCCGAACCAUUCAACCACCGACAUUCCUCCUCCCAUUCCGUGCGAAAAAGUUUCACUCUGCAACAACCACAGGUCAACAAUCCGUGAGUUCGAAGCAGCAAUUUCAGAACACGUCGCCGGAGAUCCCGCCCACCGUUCUCCAAAGCACCAACCAAAGCACCAUCAAUCCCGCACCAACCGCCCAACAAGAGGUAGCUAGUGUAGGAACAGCCAAAUCAGGAACGCUGACUAGACCACUCGUCCUCUCCAAGACGCUGCAAGACAUGCUCCCUCAACUCCACGCUCAAAAGCCACACUAUAUUACAGCACAUAUCCACCGAUUCCCGUAUCUUCUCACCGAAGGCGAUACUCUACGGCUACCUUUCCUGAUGAAGGAUGUUUUCCCCGGCGAUAUCCUCCGAUUGAACCGGGCUAGCAUUAUCGGCUCGCGCGACUUCACGCUCAAGGCCGGUAUGAGUAAUACCGAGACUUACGAUUCCAAGAGAACCGGCGAGCCUAAUUAUCUUGAUGAGCGAUUGUUUGAGCUGCGUAUGCGGGUCAUGGGCACGGAGACUGGUCCCAUGAUGGACAAGGAAAAGAAGAAGCGCCGGAAUCGUCAUCGUCGCGUCAUUCACUCCAAGCAUAGAUAUACGGUGUUGCGAGUCAUGCAGUUGAGGGUCAAGGGUUUGGAUGAGUUGAAGAGUGAAAAGGGGACUUUGCUCUUGGAGUCAUAGAUGGACAGACAUAUCUCGACAGACAUAUCUCUCUUCUUGGCCUUCACCAGAAAGAAGGGUUGUUUUGAUCUACCAUACAAGCGAGGAAGACGGUUGUUACCCAUCAAAAGAAUGGACCACACUCAGCACUCUUAGAAGCAUUUCGUCGUCACAUUUAAUAGGCGAAUUCGCCUUGUAGCAACAAUACAAACAAUGAUUCUUUACAAUAAACACCUCCAACAACUUCU